UAUAACUAAGUAGACACUUUUAAUAAAAUCAAAGAUACUAUUUCAUUUUUCGGCUUUGAUAAAAUUUUAACAAACAUUUAAAGUAUACGUGGUACCUCGAACCCUUAGUCAAAAUGUCUUUGGGUCGAACUCUUGGUGGCUUAAUCCUGACUGGUGUUCCCGGGAGUAGGAGCUUGCAUCAGAGGAGGAUGCGUCGACCAUUUCCUGUGGUUCCGGAUGCCAGGCUUAACACCCCAGCACAGUCAUCGCGACCACCUCGUAUUCUGGUCAAGAGUUACCUGGCCCUACAGCAACUGGACUCGCAAUAUAUGCAGGAUGCUCCUCGCGAUCUAAGGAACUUCUUUAUGACAAAAUGGAAAAAUGUAUAGUCUCAAUGAUUUAAAUAUAUAAUUUAAGGCUUUUAAAAGGCUCAUAAACUAA
This is a messenger RNA of Drosophila elegans, 420 nucleotides long. RefSeq lists its product as uncharacterized. Lineage: Eukaryota; Metazoa; Arthropoda; Insecta; Diptera; Drosophilidae. The transcript has a single exon. Bases 114 to 368 code for a protein of 84 amino acids. The record is from RefSeq and is a predicted model, not a curated record.